AUGGUGAAAGAUUUUGCUUCUAAUAAAGACGUCACCGCUGUGACUAAGCCUUUUAAUACAUUAGAAGAAUUUGUGAAGAGAACAAAAGGAAAAUCUGUACAGAGUCAAAUCUUGAAAUAUGGACGAAUUACUGGAUCAAAAGCUCAUGAAGCAUCCCGUUGUAAUACAACCGAUGGAAUGUUGGUGGAGUUGCUAGUCGGUGGUCAAAAAUUACGAAACACAAAAGCUAUGGAACGAGGUAAACAAUUAGAAGCUAUGGCUUUACGAAGAGUUGAGCAGAAGUUGGAGAGAAAGUUUAAAAAAUGUGGAUUAUUCUUAUCCGAACAAUAUCCACAUCUUGGAGCUUCACCUGAUUCCAUUGAUGAGGAAUUUGUUGUUGAAAUUAAAUGUCCAACAUCUGACAAGAGUUUUCGUACAUAUAUUGAUACAAAUAAUCAUGAUAAAGUAUCAAUCAAAUAUAUAACUCAAAUGCAAAUGCAAAUGCUUUUUACAGGAAGAAAAAAAGCAUUGUUUAUUGUUGCGGACCCGAAAUUUGAAGAAAUAAAUAAUUUUAAGUCUAUUAUUAUUGAUUAUGACUCAGAAUUAAUAGAUAAAUUAUUAAUAGACUUGAAUCGAUUUUGGAAAAAAUUUUCACUUGAUGCCUAA
Molecule: messenger RNA, 645 nt
Organism: Microplitis demolitor
Lineage: Eukaryota; Metazoa; Arthropoda; Insecta; Hymenoptera; Braconidae
Exons: 3
Coding region: 1-645 (214 amino acids)
Source: RefSeq, a predicted model, not a curated record